AUGGCCUCCGGUCCAAGAGCAAAGGCAGCCAGCCUCAGGCCGCUCCUCGCCAGCCCCAAGUCGCCGAAGUCGCGUCCGCCGCUGAAGGAGCUGAGCCAGCUGCACAGGCCGCCGAAGUGCUGGCCCCUGUCGCCCCGAAGCCAGGGCUCCCUGGGCUCACAGGUGGCGCUUUGUGCGGCGAAGGACCUCAAGCGAAGCUUCCACAAGAAAGCCUCCAUGCCCUACGCUGCACUCUUCCUCGCCGACCUGCGGGGCAGCGAGUAUCCCCUGGCGCCUUGGAAGCAACCGAUGUGUGGAAGCUGUGACCUUAUGACCAUGAUGAUGAUUGGAGGAUUAUGGUUUUGCUGGAUGCAGCUCUGGAUUUAG
Symbiodinium natans is the source of this 366-nucleotide messenger RNA. Lineage: Eukaryota; Dinophyceae; Suessiales; Symbiodiniaceae. The record is from the annotation of a GenBank genome assembly.